Molecule: messenger RNA, 1260 nt
Organism: Penicillium canariense
Lineage: Eukaryota; Fungi; Ascomycota; Eurotiomycetes; Eurotiales; Aspergillaceae
Exons: 3
Coding region: 1-1260 (419 amino acids)
Molecular function (GO): protein binding
Source: RefSeq, a predicted model, not a curated record
AUGGCAAUUUCCGACAAAGAAAAAGUCUGGAAGCCAAUAUGCGUGGCCUCAACAAGUGUGCAAACGGGGCCACCGACCGAAUCUACUGAUGAUAAUCACUACAAGUCCGUUAUAUGGAGCCCUGAUGGCACCACACUAUUAGCAAACUCAGCCGACCAUCACAUCAGGUCUUAUAUUCUUCCCCCGGACCUGCUAGAGAUGAAAUCUCCACACCAUUUAUCACCAUAUUCAACACUUCCUUCAGCAGAGCCUACCUACGCCACAGCGAUCUAUCCAUUCUACAAUCUUCAAGAUCCAUCCACUACUUUAUUUCUUUCUUCCGUCCGUGAUCAUCCAAUUAGGCUGGCUUCGACACUUGCUCCAACAUCUGUAGCCAGCUAUUCAUUGGUGAAUCCAACAACAGAGGCCUUCAUCACGCCACACUCCAUCAUCUAUCCAUCCACCCUGGGAGGAACCCACUUUCUGACGGGCUCGGACAGUAUGCUUUGCCUUUUUGAUGUAUCUCGCACAGGGGCAAGUGGCCCAGUCUCAUGGAUGCCAACAAUCCCCAGCAAGCGCAAACAAAUUGUUGGUGGAGGAAUUGGCAUGAAAGGGAUUGUUUCGGCUUUGGCCAUCAACCCAACUGGCGAUGGCAUUCUAGCCGCAGGAACCUUCACACGACACGUGGGACUGUAUAGUUCAAAUGGCUCUGGGGAGCUUCUCGGCACCUUCAGUAUUGCAAAAACAGACGCCAACCGCGCUAUCGGAGGCAGGGGUGUCACUCAGCUGUCCUGGAGCCCGUGUGGGCGGUACCUGUAUAUCGCGGAGCGCAAGAGCGACGGCGUCCUGGUAUAUGACGUUCGAGUCACCGGCCAGAUGCUAGGCUAUCUUCGGGGGCGCAACGCCAUGACAAAUCAACGCAUGGACAUCGACAUUGUCUCUGCUGGGGCCGAUGGUGCCCAUGAAGUCUGGGCAGGGGGCACAGAUGGAGUCAUGAGGGUAUGGAAGAAUCCUAUCUAUUCUGCCGGCGGGCAAGAUCCAGAUUGGGAGUUCAAGGUGCACGACGAUGCUGUUUCAAGCACGGUGUUUCAUCCAAUGGGAAGUGUGGUUGCGACGUGCUCUGGUCAGAGACACCGGGCGGCAGACAACUCGCCAGAGGACGGAAGCUCGGACGGCGGUACGACCCAGGCUGAUAAUAGCUUGAAGGUAUGGUCGAUGCCGUUCCUGGACUCCAAUGGCCUGGUCGAUGACCUAGAGGAUGAGGCACAACAAGACCGUUGA